Molecule: messenger RNA, 794 nt
Organism: Sphaerodactylus townsendi
Lineage: Eukaryota; Metazoa; Chordata; Lepidosauria; Squamata; Sphaerodactylidae
Product: transmembrane protein 100-like
Exons: 2
Coding region: 189-542 (117 amino acids)
Source: RefSeq, a predicted model, not a curated record
AGGGGCGUGCGGACAGUUAUGGCGGCCGUGGACCCCAGAAAUAGAUUGUUUUCCUCUUAUACAGGAGAGCAUCAUUGAGAUCGAUGACUCUAUCAAUGACAAUGAAUGGUCAACAAACACAGUCAUGUGCAUAGCCCGUGAUCCAGUCACAAGUGUAUCAAAAGCUGGCCUUUGCCCUCCUGGCUGCCAUGUCUUACGACGUUGUGAUGGUGAACAUGGAAAGGGAAGAGGUCUGCCUGCCCCGACUUAACCCCCAUCUCCUGAGCACCACCACGGGAGGCGCCGAGGCCUCGUGGCAAGACUGCCUGCUGCCCUUUGGACUGGUGAUGGGCAUCAUCGGCGUGGCAGCCACCAGUGUGGCUUGCGCCCGCGAUCCUCCGGGCUCUGUGUUGGCUAUACUGGGGUUCACCUGGCUUGGGGUUGGGGCUCUGGCAGUGACCGUCAGCUGCUGGUGCCGGCGUUACAGGAGGAGGAAAAGAGAGUGGGACGGCAGCUGGUCCGUGCUGGUGGGGGAGACGCAAGCACAGAAAGCGAUGGUGUAAAAGCCCUGAGUCAUUUCCCUGCUGGAAUAUAUUCCUGUAUCAAGUACAAAUGUGUCCUGGAGAGCUGUGUCUAAACAAAGGCCCAUAAGAGACGCCAGAAUCAAUUUCUCAGAUUUCCAAGUGAAACUAACAGGCAACCAUUCCAGGUUUCACAGCCAGCUGAUUUCUAUGGGAAAUGAAGAACAAACAUGAGAAUGCUAAACUACAACUAAAAACCUUGCCAGAUCACUUUUUUAACAGCAUGGUGUAGUA